This is a messenger RNA of Moneuplotes crassus, 1291 nucleotides long. NCBI's taxonomy places the organism in Eukaryota, Ciliophora, Spirotrichea, Euplotida, Euplotidae. The record is from the annotation of a GenBank genome assembly.
AAAGAAUAUAAAAUGAAGAACAAGGCCAAAAUCACCGCUGGUAUAACCUCCCAUAGGUCUCGACAAAGUAACAGCAGCAGGAACUAUAGCUUCUCUCCUUUUGGGCAUAAAAACGUUAUUGGUACGCUAAAUAACUUCUCUCCAGAAGCCAGGAGGAACAUUUUUCUUAGUCCUGUCAGCCUAAAUUAUGUUCCUUUCAACACAAAUAGCUUCAGUAAGGACCAAUCUCCAUCUCCCAAUAUUUAUUCUCACAAAAAGACCAGGGUUAGUCCUAUCGGUGUCAUUCAAAAAGCAUUGAAGAAGCUAAAGAUGAAACGAAAGGGUAUGGAUCAGCUAUUCUCUCCCUUGAGAACUCUGGAACAAACUGAGUACCAAGAGAUUCAGAAAAUCUUGUCUGGGAAGAUUUCUCAUAGGAAGAAGAUACGUAACUUAAUGAAGAAGUCAAAGGCCUUGCCUUCACCACAAGCCCAAAACCUUACCUUAAGAGAUCAGAAGUACCCAUUGACUAAUCUAAAGAUGUUUAAGACCAAGGUAGCUCAUAAGAAGAAAACCAGAGAGGAAAGCAAGAGCUUUAAGAGCCCCCAACCCAAGAGUCCGAAUCGAUUUGACUUCACAGAUCCUGAUAGAUUUAAGAAAAUAGGGAAAAAGAUGGCUAAACUGUUUAAGAAACAAAAACAUGCUCAAUCGCCGCCUAUUAGAAUGAAUGAAAUAGACAGGGGGAAGAUAAUGUCAGGGCUUUUAAAAAAAAAUACUGAACGAUACAGCAUCAUACAGCGCAAGGGGAUACUGAAAGUUGAUGAGCAACGGAAGCAGAGCGUGCAAAAUAAGCAGCUGAAUCCGGUCAGACCAACUAUUAGUACAGUUACUCCUGAUAAACCGAGGGUUAUGCACAAGUUAUCCAGCUUUUCACGAGCUAAGGAAAUUACAAUCGGAAGGCUAGAGACACGGAGAUAUAAUGAGAUUGAACUUCAAAACAAAUUUUCAAUGAAAAAAUUAAAAAUGCCAAACCAAGAAGUCCCUCCUUCAGAAUCAGUAUCUGAUGUUGAGGAUUAUUGUCUUGACCAAGAGCCAAAAUAUGAUACUUUCAGCAUUGGAUCUAAGAAGAAUGACAGCCCUAAAGAAAAUGUGUCUAGUACAAGUUUGACAGUAAUCAAAACUCGGCGGAAAAAGUCAAGUUUCUCCUUGAACAAGUCUAAGAAACUAGCCAACCAAAUUAUUGAGGAUGACUCUGAAUACCUCCAGAAGUUGACUAAUCAAAGGCAUAAUCUUUAAUUUCAAUUUUUAGACUAAA